Elgaria multicarinata webbii is the source of this 6050-nucleotide messenger RNA. It is a transcript of the gene KANSL1, whose product is annotated as KAT8 regulatory NSL complex subunit 1. The record is from RefSeq and is a predicted model, not a curated record. The transcript is spliced from 15 exons. Gene Ontology annotation, cellular component: NSL complex. The coding region runs from base 801 to 4103 and encodes 1100 amino acids. Gene Ontology annotation, molecular function: histone acetyltransferase binding. Lineage: Eukaryota; Metazoa; Chordata; Lepidosauria; Squamata; Anguidae.
GGAGGGCAGAGAAGGAGCCCGGCCGCCAUUUUUCCCCGAACAGAAUUUAGCAGCAGCAAAACAGCAGCAGCAGCGCCACCUCCGCGGCUGCUGCGGCUGCCUGCCGUCCUACCCGUGGGGAGGGGAGGGCACGAAGGCAAAAGGGGGGCGAAGGCGGGGAGAAGGAAGCACCGCAGAGACUGUUGCACAGUGUGCCCCACUUUGAAGAAGAGCGAGAGACCCUCCUUUGCAGCAGGAGGAGGAGGAGGAGGAGGCGCCGCAACAGCCGCCUCCGCCGCCGCUGGGGGGAGGAAGGCAGGAGCACCUUUUUCCGCCGCCGCCGCCGCCUCUUCUUCCUCCUUCUUCACCAGGGUGUGUGGCGUGGGGGUGGUUGCAAGAGAGAAGACAACCUCCCCCCCCAAUCCCUUCCUUCCCCAGCCCUUUUCCUGCCCGCCCGCCCUCCUUGCCUGCAGAAGAGCAGGGAGCAGGCGGGCAGGGAAAGGGGAGCUGGGGCUGGAAGGAACGGGGAAAAGGGAGUGCGCGAGAGGGGGAGAAAGAAAGGAAGGGAGAGAGAGACGCUGCGGCGAGAAGGCGGCGGCGGCGGCGAGAGCGGGAUCGCGAAGGAAGAGGACUCGACGUCGCUUCUCGCCUUGUUUGCAAACUGCGCCCUUUUUUUAUUUCUGUUUUUUUUGCACCGGGCCGGAUCCGCCCGGACUCUGCUCUCGGCUCCAUCACGUGGCUGCCCUCUGGCGAGGCAGUAGGAGACAGCAGAGCUGGCCUCUGCAACGGGAGAGGCUGGACUUCCCAUCUCUCUGUGCUGAAUGGCUACUAUGGCGCCCGCUCUCACUGACGCAGCAGCUGAAGCUCACCACAUCCGGUUCAAACUGGCUCCCCCAUCCUCCGCCCUGUCUCCUGGCAGUGCCGAAAACAACGGCAACGCCAACAACAUCCUUGUCACCACCAACGGCACCAAAAGGAAAGCUGAGGAUUCCAGCCUAGAUUUCCGAAAUAAUCCUACAAAAGAAGAGCUGGGAAAGCUGCAGCCCCUGGUGGCAUCUUACCUCUGUUCGGAUGUAACGUCUGUUCCUCCGAAAGAGUCUUUGAAACUACAGGGGGUCUUCAACAAACAGACAGUGCUUAAAUCUCACUCUCUGUUAUCUCACCCCUUCUUGAAAACUAGUGACCUGUUGGGGAGGCAGCCAGUGCUGGAGUUCUCCUUGGAAAAUCUAAAAAACAUGAGUACUAGUAGUCAGACUCCUCUGCCGCAAGCACCUGUCAAUGGCUUGGCUAAAAAAUUGGCUAAGAGUAACAGCUCUGACUAUGAAAACUCAACUUCGCUUAAUGGUGGGAAGCGUGCUCCUCCUUCUGCCACCCUCCAGGAUGUUGAUUCUAAUAGCCCUGGGGGCUCUGAUUUGGGGGACCUGAAAUUGGGUUUGACCAAUUGCACUCUUCCGCACAGAAGCCUUGAUGCAGAGCAUACAGCUCCACUUAGCAAUAAUGGCACUGCAAAUAAACAUACCCACAGUUCCCCAGAGCAGCAGCAUGGACUUGAAGGGGGUGGAGAGAACAGGUUGCUGCCAUUAGCUGGCGUGCCUGCUUGUUCUGAUUUUGGGAGCAGCAAACCAGAAGAGCAGAAGAUCUCUCUGCUAAACAAUUCCCUUAGCACUCUAGAUUCAGAUAUGAGAACAAGGGUGCUGUUGCGGCGGCAGGCAGACAUUGAGAACCGUGCUCGUAGGCUGCAAAAGCGCCUGCAGGUGGUGCAAGCCAAGCAAGUGGAGCGCCACAUCCAGCAACAGCUUGGUGGCUUCUUGGAGAAAACUCUAAGCAAAUUGCCAGCAUUGGACUCCCUGAGACACCGAAGUCAGCUGAUGCUGACCCGCAAGGCAGAAGCAGCUUUGAGAAAAGCUGCAAGUGAGACAAGUACUUCAGAAGGACUGAGCAGCUUCUUAAGAAGUGACUCCAUCUCGGAAGAACUGGAGAGGUUUACUGGCAGCGGGAUGGCUAACCUGCGAUCUUGUGAGCAAGCAUUUGACUCUGAUGUCACGGACAGCAGUUCGGGCGGGGAGUCUGAUAUUGAAGAGGAGGAAUUGACCAAAGCAGACACUGAACAGCACCAUGUACCGCUAAGGCGACGGUCAGAAUGGCAGUGGGCGGCAGACAGAGCAGCCAUUGUCAGUCACUGGAACUGGCUUCAAGCGCACGUCUCUGAUCUAGAGUACCGAAUCCGGCAGCAGACGGAUAUUUACAAGCAGAUUCGAGCCAACAAGGGCUUGAUUCUCCUGGGUGAGGCGCCUCCCUCUGACUCUGUCUUGUGGGAUUCAUCCUACACGCUGAGUGCUGACGUCAAGGUGGAGCCGGGGAUUGACAGGCUGGGCACCUGCAUCGCCCAGCCAUCAGAGAACUUUCGUACAUCCAUUGGCAAUACCCAAGAGUCCCUACCUGCCAAAACCUGUGGAGUGCCGAGACCAGUCAAUGGAGUUAUUAACACUCUGCAGCCAGGCUUAACAGAGCAUGCUCAGGGAGACGGCUCAGAUGCUGAGGAGCUGUUGCGUAAAAAGCAGAGACUAAAUGCCAUGUCCUCAGCCCCUGAUGGAACCUGUGUAGCAGCCCGCACACGCCCUGUCCUCAGCUGCAAGAAGCGGCGUCUCGUUCGGCCCAGCAGCCUAGUGCCACUCUCCAAAAAGGUUCAUCGCAAUAGCAUGGGUCGGUGCAGUUGUGAUGUGAACCCCAUGUGUGUGCUCUGUGGCACUCGGAGUUCAGUGCCUCCAGAAAUCCAGUAUGAAGCCCCUUUGAUGGAGCGUCUCUCACAGUUGGACUCCUGCAUCCACCCUGUCCUCUCAUUCUCAGAUGAUGUACCAAUGAGCUUGCAUUUCCAGAGCAUGUUGAAAUCCCAACUGCAGAGCAAGCCCUGUGAGAAAAUCAAGCCUCCCAAAAAGCUCACGUUGAAGCACCGGCCCACCAUGCCUCCCGGCAGUCUGUCUGACUCUGCGCGCAAGGACCGCCACAAGCUGGUUAAUACCUUCUUAGCUGCAGCCACUUGCUCGCAUCACAAAAUCGAGCCAGACAAGGCACACAGGCAGCCCUUAGACGAUCUAAGGGCUGCUCCCAAGGCCGAGAGAGCGCCUGAGCGCUCGCUUAUCCUGACUCCAGUUCAUGAGAGAAAGCGGUUGCGGGACAGCUCCUCCGAGAGAAGUGAAGUGUUGAAGCACCACACGGACAUGGGAGGCCCGAGCUACCUGUCAAGCGCUAUGGCCUCCACGGCCCACGGCCCCCUUGUGCGGCAGCUGUCCACGUCCUCUGAAAACUCCACCCCCCCUGCCAGCACAGGCUCCCUCGGCACCUCCUCCAGCGCGUCGCAGCAGCCAAGGAGGAGGAGAGGGGAAAGCUCUUUUGACAUUAACAACAUUGUCAUCCCUAUGUCUGUUGCUGCAACAACCCGUGUAGAAAAGCUGCAGUACAAGGAAAUCCUUACACCAAGCUGGCGCGUUGUGGACAUCGGUGCUCUGAAAGUGAACCCAGAUGAAGACAACGAAGAGAUAGAGGAUCUGUCUGAUGCAGCCUUUGCCACUCUCCAUGCCAAGUGCGAAGAAAUGGAGCGGGCGCGGUGGCUGUGGAGUACAAGUGUGCCACCUCAGCGGCGGGGCAGCAGGUCUUACCGAUCAACAGAUGGACGGACAACCCCACAGUUGGGGAACCCAUCAACCCCACAACCAGCAUCACCCGAUGUUGGGAACUGCUAUUCACAUUCUGACUUCUCCCACACCCACUCUCCGCGCAGUCCCAUCAGCCCAGACCUGUUCUCUGGCCCCCACACCCCUCUAUCCCGAGAUUCCGUGCGGCAUCUGUCCACUGAGGACACACGUUGUUCCACACCAGAAUCUGGCCUUGAUGAACAGACUGUACAGCCCUGGGAACGACGCAGCUUUCCGCUGUCCUACAACCCCAAGACAGAGUGCGAGGACCAGUUGGAUCCCCAGGACCGGUCAUCACGAUGCACACGGCGCACAUCCGGCAGCAAGCCCUCCCGAGAAACAGAUGGAGCACCCACAUCACCAACCCCUGCUUGCCUCAAGAGCCGGAACCCAGGGGCAGUGGCCACAAUUCAGCGGCCAACACACAGAUAAGAGAUGGACAGGAAGAUUAGAGCAAAAAGCAAUCCACCAAACUAACUCUUGGCAUUAAAGCUUCUGAAAUCUGCGUUUGAUAUUCAAACAUCCUGCCGGGAAUUUUCACAGUUUUUAGUGAAUUUAAGGAGUUUAGAAACUGUUUUAUUUUUUUUUCCUUUCUUUCCAUGUUUCCUUGUCACGCACACCUUCUCCAGUGCUGUGUGGUCUGAUGAGAGCAAACUUUUCUCCCUUUCCUAUGCUUUGGUGUACACUUCUCAACCAGAAGAGUGAAACUGACUAACUGACCCAGGAAUUAGUUCUCUGGUGAAAGGGUACUUUUACCUUCUAUUUACUCCCUCCUCCCCCCCCCCUUUUUUUUUUUUUUUUGCUGUUCAAUGUCUGUUCUCCUCACCUACCACCAUCACCGUGCCCUCUCCCUCCCCGAAGAUUCUAGUGGAUUGAAAUUAGUGGUGAAAAGUGAUGUCUUCUGAAUACAGCUUCCCUCACUAUCUGUUCUGCUCAUGGGCCCUACUGGCACUAGAAAGCACUUGCAAUGCAAAACCCUCUAUCACUUGUUAUCCUAAGGGAUGGCUUCCCGUUUGUGAGCUCCAAGGAGCUCUUCCACUCCACUCACUCACUUCGCCUUGUACUGCAUUAUUUUUUUCUGCUGUCCAUGACUGCUUUUGAAUUGACCUCUCCAUGAUAAAGAGGAAGUGUUCUUAUUUGUGCUAGAAAAGGCAAUUUCCCAUCAGCACCCUAGGUAUGAUUUUGGAGCAGUUCCACUCAGAUCAUAUGGUGUUGUUUAGGAUUAUUAUUGUUUUUACUAGCAAGUUAAGAGUGGGGAGAGGGCUCUCUGUCUGCCCAGCAUUUCAAAACGAAUUUUCCAUGAUAGAACACUUAGACUUCCUUUUCUAAAUGUGAUUUGUAAUUCUCUUUCCUUUACCUGCUAUUAAUAAUUAACACUUCUGUGUUCCUUUCUUAAGUUUGCACUCUGCCCAUUAGUUUGAAAGUUGCAAUCUGCUGCUAGAUUGCAAUAUAGUAGUGUUGAGCCUUAAGUACUGGGAGAAAUGUCACAGGAUACAACUACUUGCCACCCAAGAUCCACAAGCCAUAUUUUAAUGAGGAUGGUAUGUCACUGUUCUUGUUUCUUUUCUUCCACACUCUAUAAAAAUUAUGUAGUGUUAUGCAUUGCUUGAGAUUGCAUCUUACAUUAAGGUAUGUUUGAGUACCUAGAAAAAUAGGACUUUGUUUUUCACCACUGUUUUAACUCCCCUUACACACAAAACUUAUUUGAAAGCAAACUUCUGUCAAAUUUCUUUCCUUCUUCUGAGAACUUCUUGGGCUGACUAUCACCAAAGCUCAAUAGGUUUGGAUUUAUUUUAAUUUUAAAAGGCCACUGCCAUCACCUCCCAUCCUGCGUGACAACCAGAUUCUGCACACCGAUCCAUCUGUAAUGUUUUUCUGACCCUAGCGGUGUGGCUGUUGGUCCCUGUCCUGUUGUUAGCAUUGCGCCUGUCUUCUGUAUUAAUCACAUCACCAAAAAGGAAAAAAAUACAUUUUUUCUCAUUUUGUAAUUGUAACGAAAUAGUAGCUAAACUGCUUAAUGGUUGGGGUUUUUUCACAAUUUUCAACAUUACCUAAUAUUUUUGGUUCUGUUCUAGUUUAAUUUCUUUUAAAAAGAGGAAAAACCCAAUGCUACCAUAUCCCUCUGCAUUAAGUGCUUUUCUAUUUAUAAGGUUGAAAAUUCUGAAUAACCCUUUUAGCGUUAUAAAGGAAAAAUCUACAAAAAAUCCCACCUUGUAUUUUGUAAAUAUUUCUUUUCCUGCUUCAAGCUGUGUAAUGUCCUUGUUAUAUAGAAAUGCUUUUCUUCAGAGAAGCUGAUCUUUGUUUAAUGUCUUGAUUCUGUUGGCCAAAGCACAAAUGUGUGCUUAUAAAAAAAAAAAGAUUAAAAAAAUUAAAAAGUUA